AUGAGGCAAGAUGGGAGAGACGAAGGGUUUAUGGAGGAAGAGGACCCGCUGUGCCCGCCAAUCUUCUUCACUGCAGCGGAGGAGAGAAAAUUCUGCCGAGCAUAUAGGUCGGCACUAGUGGUGAAAGUCCUGGGGAAAUCAGUGUCGUACACGGGCAUAUCCAACAGGCUGAACGUUAUAUGGGCGAAAGCCGGAGGGAUCCAAGUAGCAUCGAUCAAAAAUGGGUACUACCUUGUACGGUUUACAAGCGGCAUAGAUUAUGAGCGUGCAACAACGGGGGGACCAUGGAUGAUUGGCGAGAACUAUCUUACGGUUCACAUGUGGGACAAGGAUUUUAACCCUUACAACCAUGAGAUCUCAUCGACGUUGGUGUGGGCUCGACUACUUGACUUGCCUGUCCAUUAUUUUCACCCGGAUGCUGUGAUGAAAAUUGCGCAACGCAUUGGGAAGUCGUUACUGGUGGACCAUGCAACGAGCACGGGUGCUAGAUUGGAUUAUGCGCGCAUAUGCGUUCAAGUGGACCUGCAGAAACCUCUCCUGUCACAAUUCAGGAUACACGGAAUUAAAUAUUUCAUUCAAUAUGAGGGUUUGGAUAAUAUAUGCUUACAAUGUGGAACUUACUCGGCCAAAGGCUACUGUGCCUGCUCUCCGCCGAUGAAGAUGGACCAAGAAAAAGAGAAGGCGACGGAACCGCCGGCGACAAAUGACCCAACCGAAGGUCAACCACCCCAAAGCCCUCUAGAGAAGGAACAAGUGUACGGGGAAUGGAUGAUCGCGAAGAGAAGAACGAAGACGCCCAAGGACAUACAACAGGGGAGAGCCGAAAAGAAUGGUCAACGUGGAGCCGAGCACACAACUAGUGGUAAGAGGGGCUCUCGUUUCUCCGUGUUAAGCGAAGAGGAAGAUGUUGUAACGCCAAAGGGAGUGAGUACUACUGUUGGGAUACAAUCGAACGGAAACUCCAAAGAUGAGUCUUCGAGGAAGCAGAACCAAAACACCAAAUGGCAAGAAAAAAAGAGGGGAAACGAUCAGGGAAAGAGCAUGUGA
Messenger RNA from Linum tenue, 1047 nucleotides. NCBI's taxonomy places the organism in Eukaryota, Viridiplantae, Streptophyta, Magnoliopsida, Malpighiales, Linaceae. The record is from the annotation of a GenBank genome assembly.